Chlamydomonas reinhardtii is the source of this 4592-nucleotide messenger RNA. RefSeq lists its product as uncharacterized. The coding region runs from base 108 to 3998 and encodes 1296 amino acids. The record is from RefSeq and is a predicted model, not a curated record. The transcript is spliced from 6 exons. NCBI's taxonomy places the organism in Eukaryota, Viridiplantae, Chlorophyta, Chlorophyceae, Chlamydomonadales, Chlamydomonadaceae.
CGGCUGCGACGGACCCGUCCGAGGGCGGGUUGCUGCAGCGGCACCGCGAAACUGGCUUUCGCGAUUUCGCAGCUCGCCAGCGCUUCUCUGCGGACCUGCUCGGGGCCAUGGCCGUGGUGGGCCUGAUGCUGACCUACGCGGUGGGCAUCGAGCAGCGGCAGCGCAAGGCGGGCGCCGCGGAGGCGGCAGCCGCGGGCGCCGGCGAGGCCGCGCCGCUUUUCUUCGACCCACCGCUGCAUCAGGCCGCAUCCGCGCCCCGCCUGGCCUGGUGUGGCCUGGUGGCGCGGCCGCUGGCCCUGGGCGACUGGCCCUGGCUGGUCAUGUGCAUCGACGAGGUCGCCCUGGCAGCACUCCUCACACUGCUGUGGGCCACAGCGGCCUACCGCAGGCCCAACUCCCGCCUGUGGGCGUACUGGUGCAGGCACCGCGACUGGCUCAUCUCGCUGCACGUGCCGAUGGCAGUCACGGUGCUGCCGCUGGCGGCGUUCUGGGUCGCGCUGCCGCCGCCGCUGUGGCGCCAGGCCGGCGCCGGCGCCUACGUGGCGGCAGUGGCCAGCCGGCCGCUGGCGGACGUGGUGUACGUGACGCUGACGAGCGCCUUCCUGCCGGUGCGGAGCUCGCUCACGGCGGCAGCCGCCGCAGGGCACGUGGUGGCCAUGCUGGCGAUCUCGCGCCACGUGGUCCCCCACCUGCCCCUGUACAUACGCGGCGGCAGCAGCACUGGCAGCACCGGUGCCGCCGUCGCCGCCCCCUCUCCGCCGCCGCCGCUGCUGCACGAGCUGCCGUUUCCCUACCAGUUGCUGAUCGCCGCCUGCUACGUCGUGGCGCCGCUGCUGCUGUCGCUGGGGGCUGAGCGCCGCAUGGCUCACAGCUACCACAGGUAUUGCGGUCACAGCACCAGCCGGAGCAGCAGCGGCAGGAACCACAGCGCUGGACGCGGCGGUAGCAGCAGUAGCAGCUCGGCUGCCAAGGACACUGGAGAGCACGCCAACGGCUUUAAUGUCGCGGCCGUUGCAAAGGCGGCCGCCGAGCCGGGCCCUCUGCAGAGCAUGUCUUGCGGCAGCGAGGACAUCGACCGCUCCGGGUCUUCUGCUGCAGGUGGCUCCCACGAGCCGCUUGUUGCAGCUGCGGCCAUGACGGGCACAGCGCAGCCACAACCGCAGGUGCAGCCGCUGUGCGCCGCGACACAGCCGGCUGCGCGGGUUCGCGUGCUGUCCUCAUCAUCGCCGCAUGCAGCUGCGGCCGUGGCCCCAUCUGCCAUGCUGGCGGCUCAGCCCCCGUCUCCGCCCCAGCCUGAGCGACCGGUGUUGCGGGGUGUGCUGGUCAGCCGCGCAAGGGAGGUGGCUGGACCGGCGACGCCCACAGCGGCCCCACACAGCCGUACGGCGCUGCCUGCCUACCACGGUCUGACGCGCUGCGCCCUCCUUUCCGUCAAAUUGCAAACGCACCCCGGCACCUUCGAGAGCUACAGCCAACGCCUGAUGCAGGCGACGCCCGCCAUUGCCGCGGCGUCGCAGGAGACCUGUGCCGGCGGCUUCACGCAGGCUCUGGUGGUGCGCGGCUGCGUGCAGCUGAUCAUGUGGACACGCACUCCGGUGGCAGCUGCUGGCGGUGCUGUAAGUGCACCCGAACAGCCGCAGCAGCCGCCCCUGGACGCCCGCCUGCUGUCCCAGCUCCUGCCCGACGGCGACCAGGUCGGCGGACUGGCCGUGCAGCAGCAGCAGGCGGCUGUAGCAGCGGCUGCCGGCGGCAGCGUUGCCGUUCAGCUGCUGCACCUGACGCCGCCCGUGCUGCCGCUGCCUGGUGGGCCUACUGCAUCUGACGCCACAGCGCCGCCACCUGAGCCGCUGCGGCUGCGGCUCUUCAGCCCGGGGCCGCAGCGCGCUCGGCUGCUGGUGGUCGGCAGUAGCAGCACUGAGGCUGCGGCUGCAGCUACUGCCGCCGGGGGCCUCCGCCCGCAGCGGGUGUUUGCAGAGCUGCAGGUGCAGCUGUGCGGUGGCGAUCAGGAGCUGGAGCUGGGCGGGGAGGUGCUGCGGCAGCUGCUGCUGAUGGCGUGUGUGGAGGCGGAAGCCCCCACCGGCUGCAGCCGGGCGCUGCAGCUGCUGCUAAUGCCGCCAGUGCAUGAUGGCGACGAGGAGCUAGUAGAGGCGGCAGAGGGCAGCGCGGGCGAGGUCAUGCCGCCGCCGCCCCUGCUGCACUUCUCGGCGCCGCUGUUGGUGCUGCCGGCUGCCGCGGCGGUGGAGCUGUGCGGGCUGUGGGAGCAGGUGGCGGCGGAGGCGGGCGGGGACGCUGCGGCCGCUCACGCCCACCUGCAGCCGCUGCUGUCAGACCUGGCGUAUGUGCUGGAGGCGGCGGAGACAGAGGAGCUGCCCGCGGCGGCGGAGGGAGCCGGCAGCGAUGCUGCGGCGGAUGCAGAGCUUGGUUUCGCAAUGGCGUCUGCGGACCUGAUGAGCUACUUCCUCCGCGCUUGCCUGCCAGCCGCCGCCGCGCUGCUGCGCCGCCCUGGCGGCAGCUGCUGCACGAGCGCUAUGGCCAACUCCACUCCCGAACGCGACGUCGUCACCACUCCGUGCAACGCCACAGCCAGGGCCGCCGGCACAGAGCGCGCCCAUGCAGCUGCCACUGCAAGCCGCACGGUCGGGCACGCAGCUGUCCCAAACGCUGCAACGGUCGCGGAGCCUGGCGUGCUGCCCGAGGCCGCGGCUGCAGUGGCGUUCGCCCGCCCGCCGUACUCUACAGCAGAACAUGCGCAGGUUGCAGGGGAGGAGCGCGAACAGAUCUUGGCCGCCCUCCCUGCCAGCCUUAGCGGUUGCGACAGCAGCGACUCAAGCGGUGGCAGCAGCUGCGGCUGCAUGGGCGCUCCGCCAGCUUCAGCCACAGCAUGUAGCUGCGGCGACAUCAGCAGCACCCCAACCAGCUCCGCCAGCGCUUUGGUGAAUGCUGCUGAAGCCGCCGCUCCAAACAAGGGCAUUCAGGAGGCAGCAGCUGCGCCAACUGCCGCGGCCGCUGAUGGGCCCCAUGGACGGUCGGCGGUCACCUUCCGCGACCUGUUCUUCGGCUUCUCGCCGCCGCAGCUGGAGACGCAAUUCGCGGCCUGGCGAGCGGUGCGGCUAGCGCGCGCUGCCCCGUUCGUCCUGCUGAUCACGCUGCAGCCCUACCUGCUAGGCACCCUGCGCACUCUGCGGGAGGGCUACGCACACACGGGGGCGCAGGUGACGGGCCUGGCGCUGCAGUGGCUGUCAGAUAGCGUGCCGUACGCGGUGCUGCUGACGCGGCUGCGCCACGCGCCCCGUGCAGUCGGUGCGUCGGACAGCCAUGCGCUCCAGCCGCGGCUCGCGGAGGCUAGCCGUGCAAACCCUGCUGGUUGCAGCAGCAGUGGCGGCGCGUCAACCUCUGGGGCCUCCGACAGCUGCACCCGUCCCUCGGCGGCCACCGCCAGCGCCAGGCUGCGACACGCGCCAGCGGUGGGUGCGCCCAACAGCGCUUCCGUACCCAGCACCGGGGACGGCCUUGCACCCUCUGCUGCCGCAGCCGAGGCCGCUCUCAUAGCCGCCGUUGGCGCGUACGAGACGGCGGCGGCAUACGCAGCGCCUGCCUGCUUCUGUGUCGCGGUGCUGCUGGCGCACAUAGGCAUUCUCGCCAGCAACGACAGCUUUGUUGGCGACAUUCGGUCGGUCUGGCUGAUUGUAUUUUAUCGCGCGGUGGUGCUGGCCCUGGCGCUGCCGCUGCCCCUGCGCCGCGUCGUGCCUGUGGCUGGGCGGCGCGAGGCAGCUGUGGUUGCGGCGCUGCUGCACACGGCUGGGACUGCGCUGGUGCUGGGGCUGACGCAGCCACGCUGGAGCAUGCUGGGGCUGGCCGCGACGGGCGGCCUCACGUGGCUGCUGGCGACUGUGGUGGUGGGCGUCCGGGACUGGGCCGCGCGACGCCGCUUCCUGCAGCAGCGCGCUGCGCGGGUUCCAGCCUUGAAGCUCGCGUCGCAUGCGGCCUCCGAGCGGUGAUGUGAAGGUGCAGCGCAGCGGCUGGGACAUGGAGAAGUGUGCAGUCAUUUUACGGAAGACUAUAAGGCCUGCUAGUGGCUAUCGAGUUUGGCAGGUUCUCUGUACCAGUAGUGUACCAGUAGUAUCACCUUGGAAGACCAUUUAUCCGGAAAGAAUGAAUGAAUACUUCGUAUAUUAGUGGGUAAUAUGGCGCAAAGUGUUAAGGGCACUUCAGCACUGCUGUCUGUCUAUGUCGGAUCCAGGUUGCGGAUCACUUCAGUUAUAAGAAGAGCGAAACCCAGAAGAAGUUGCCAAAGAUAAUAAAGAGUUGUAUCAAUAAGUCAGGGUUGUAUUGUAUGGGCUGGCAUGAGGAGAGUGAACACGUCGCUAGCGUGACAGAAUACCUCUAGACCCGGGCAGACCUGCCCUGCUCUAGACCUUGGUCAUUUGACAACUCUUGUAAACAUUGCUGCUAUGAAACGCAAGAAGGGCAGGGAUCGUGACCAUGCUUUGCAACUGGCACCUCGGCCGGCGCAAUAUCCACUAAUAUGCAGCACGGAAGGCAAAGUUGUUGUGGCGGGAUUUGUGAAGCUGUCAACUAAUAGGAUAAUACGG